AUGACAAGCUUUCGGUCUCUCGUGGUGGCAUCGCUUUUGUCAUGCCAGGCUUUCGCUGGAGACAAGGACUGGCUGAGUCCUGUCUAUAAAGACAUAUUCCAGAAUCCUUUGCCAUUCCCCCCUAACAAGGCACCGAAAUACCAAUAUACUAAUGCAUCAACCGGUGCCACGAUAGACUACUACGAGAUCGAGAUUAAGGCUUUUGAGCAACAGGUAUAUCCCGGCCUUAAGCCAGCGAAGCUUGUUGGGUAUGAUGGGAUUUCGCCUGGCCCGACCUUCCGCAUGGAGAGGGGCCGAGAGGCUGUAGUUCGAUUUGUUAAUCACGGCGAGAAGGAUAUCUCAGUCCAUCUCCAUGGUUCAUACAGUCGCGCACCAUUUGACGGAUGGGCUGAGGAUACUACUAAAGUUGGACAGUAUAAAGACUAUUACUACCCGAAUAAGCAAAGUGCGCGAACCUUGUGGUACCACGACCAUGCCGUUCACCACACUGCUGAGAACGCCUACUUUGGACAAGCCGGUUUCUACAUUCUCCACGAUCCUGCUGAAGAUGCCUUGAAUUUACCUGCUGGCGAUUAUGACAUUCCCUUGGCGUUGGCUUCAAAGCAGUACAACAAGGACGGAACUCUCUUUGACCCUAAGGACGAGACCGUUUCACUAUAUGGCGAUGUAAUCCACGUUAAUGGUCAGCCGUGGCCCUAUUUCAAGGUUGAGCCUCGCAAGUAUCGCUUGAGAUUCCUUGAUACCUCCAUCAGCCGUGCUUUCCAGCUCUGGUUUGAGGCAGACGGCGCUCUUGGCAAGAAGAUCCCAUUCCAGAUGAUUGCUUCCGAUGCUGGUCUCAUGACAAAACCAGUGCAGUCCGACCUCCUCCAUAUUUCUAUGGCUGAGCGAUGGGAGAUGGUUUUCGACUUCAGCGCUUAUGCCGGCAAGAACGUAACGCUCCGCAACAAUCGCGACGUGCAAGCUGAUGAGGACUACAACAGCACUAACCAGAUUAUGCGUUUCAUCGUCGGAAAGGAUGUUAAGAGCCAGCAAGGCAAUGGAAAUCUCCCCUCUUCCCUCCGUACUGUUCCUUUCCCACCAUUGAAAUCUGGCGUUGAUCGAACCUUUAAAUUCGAGCGCACCAAUGGUGAAUGGAAGGUCAAUGGUGUCAGCUUUUCUGAUGUUAAGAACCGAAUUCUCGCCAAGCCUCAGCGUGGUCAGGUUGAGGUCUGGGAUCUUGUCAACGGCGGUGGUGGCUGGUCACACCCGGUUCACAUUCAUCUCAUCGAUAUGCAAAUUAUCUCCCGAACAGGUGGUCGAUCUGUCCUUCCAUAUGAGAAGGAAGCUUUAAAGGACGUAGUUCUUCUUGGUACUUCUGAGACUGUUCGUGUUAUCGCUCGUUACGCUCCGUGGGAUGGUGUCUACAUGUUCCACUGUCACAACUUGAUCCACGAAGACCACGACAUGAUGGCUGCCUUCAAUGUCUCCAGCCUCGGUGACUGGGGUUACCCAGAGACUACUCACUUCAUUGAUCCCAUGGAACAGCAAUACCGCUCCAAGGAUGAAAAGGAUAGCGACUUCGAAGAAGAACAUAUUAAAGACCGACUUAACGAAUUCUAUCUCUUGGAUGCCUACAAGGACGUCGACAAAGUCGAAGAAGCACUCGUCUCGUACUGGGAAAACGGCGGGGCAAAGCCCACCACGUUCGCCACAAGCGUCAAACCCAGCACUAUUUCCACAGCCGCGGCUAGAAUAACGAGUGCCCCUGCAGCAGCCACCACGACGAAGAAGUCUGAAGACAAGCCGAAGACUACCACCAAGAAGAACUGA
This is a messenger RNA of Lindgomyces ingoldianus, 1809 nucleotides long. Its product is annotated as oxidase cueO precursor. Lineage: Eukaryota; Fungi; Ascomycota; Dothideomycetes; Pleosporales; Lindgomycetaceae. Gene Ontology annotation, molecular function: oxidoreductase activity; copper ion binding. The transcript is spliced from 5 exons. The record is from RefSeq and is a predicted model, not a curated record. The coding region runs from base 1 to 1809 and encodes 602 amino acids.